UUGCAGAACCUGCUUAAUCUCCACCUCCAGCCUUUUCUGCUAAGAAGUUUGUAAACUAUCUUAAACACUAUUUUUAUGAUAUUGCUAAUAAGUUCGGUCGCUUUUGAUCUGUGCGGUUAACAAGAAAUCCAUGUGUUCAUAACGGUGGUUGCACCCCAAAUGUUUUAAUUAGUACAUUUAUGAUUUAAACAGAGCAGGUCUCAAGACAAAUACCAUGGCGAAAAGAGAAGGAACUGAUCUUAAAGCAAAGGUGGACCGGCUGGUCGAGAAGUUCCUAGGUUUCAGCGAACCGGUGUUGGCCGCAACGGCCUUAACUUGCCUCUCUUCUGGCUACGACAAGAAAAAAACAACAGAGAAAUUGGGCUCCCUAUUGGAUAAUAACAAAGCAGAACGCCUUGCGGAUAAGGUUCUCUCUCUCGGCGACUUUGUCAAAGAAACACAGAAGAAAGAAUCUCGGAAGCGCCACUAUGAUGAAAGUGAUGGCGUUGACGCAAAGAAAUCCAAAGGAGAUGAUAAAAAAGAUCUUCUUUCUAACAAUGAUAUUAAAAGUAUGAUGGUAAACGCCCAGAAAUUGAUUGAAGAAAGAAAGAGGGCUUUGAGUGCUAUUAAAGGUACUUCAGUUCCAAAAACGCCAACAAUUCCUUCAGCUUUGGUUCAGACAGGUCCAGCAAUGCAAAGAGACGAGAAAUCAAGAAAAAUUGCAUUGCUUCAGGCUCAAAUAAAAAAUAAGCUGAACAGUGGUGUUCUUGGUUUCGACUUGACCCAAAUGCAAAAUGACAAGCCAACACCAUUAAUUUUAGACAGCGAGGGAAGAACAAUAGAUAGCACAGGAAGGGAGGUUCAGCUCACUCAUGUUGUACCUACACUGAAGGCCAAUAUUAGAGCCAAAAAACGAGAGGAGUUCAAAGCCCAGCUUCAGGAAAAGCCCGUCGAAGACACAGGCGAGGCAAAAUAUUUUGAUCCAAGGCUGACAAACAAACCAAUGGUCAGAAACAAAAAGGCGUUGCGAUUUCAUGAACCUGGCAAAUUUCAACAGAUGGCCGAUAGAAUGAGAAUGAAGGCUCAGCUGCAAAAGCUUCAAGGUGAGAUUUCACAAAUUGCCAAGAAAACGGGCAUUACAUCUGCAACAAAAUUAGCACAAAUUGCCCCCAAGGUACAUUUCGGACCUGAGAAGAUCCCUCGUAUUGAGUGGUGGGACUCAGUCAUCCUUACAAAUUAUGGUGAUGACAACGAGGAACCUCGUAUUAAAGAAGAAACAAUAACCCAUCUUAUCGAGCACCCCAUUCAGAUGAAAGCACCAACUCUAAUUAUGAAAGCCGUUUACAUGCCAGUAUUCCUUACAAAAAAAGAGCGGAAGAAAUUACGAAGGCAAAAUAGGAGGGAGGCAUGGAAAGAAGAGCAAGAGAAGAUCAGAUUAGGACUGGAACCACCGCCAGAACCCAAACUGCGGAUAUCUAAUUUGAUGAGAGCUUUGGGAACUGAAGCAGUUCAGGAUCCGACAAAAAUGGAAGCUCAUGUUAAAGCUCAGAUGGCAAAGCGAAUCAAAGCGCAUGAGGAUGCGAAUGCCGCUCGUAAAUUGACUGCCUCGCAGAGAAGAGACAAACGAAGAAGGAAACUUAUGGAGGACACCACAUAUGGAGUGCAUGUUUCUGUCUAUAGGGUUAAGGAUUUGACGAAUAUGUCUAAGAAAUUCAAAGUUGAAGUUAACUGCAAACAACUCCUUAUGACCGGGGCAGUGAUUAUGUAUAAAGAUUGCAAUAUUGUCAUCGUUGAAGGAGGACCAAAACAAACUGCUACCUACCAAAGGCUUAUGCUCAACAGAAUUAAAUGGGAAGAAGACAUUGUCAAAGAUGCUGAUGGUAAUGAGUCGCCAAACAAAUGUGUUCUUGUAUGGGAGGGUAUGAAACAGCAACGAAAUUUCGGUGAGAUGAAAUUCAAAAUUUGUGCCACGGAAAAACUCGCUAGGGAACAACUGAGGAAGCACAGUGUUGAACAUUAUUGGGAUUUGGCUUAUAGCGGGACUGUUAUGGAAACUGAGGAUAAAUAAUUGUCAAUAACAAUAGAUUAAUCUGGUAUUUUUAUUUUUGCUAGAGAAUAAGAAUGUCUUUGUAAAUAUUUAAAUACAGUUAUUGUACGAUUUGUGAA
Molecule: messenger RNA, 2145 nt
Organism: Cimex lectularius (bed bug)
Lineage: Eukaryota; Metazoa; Arthropoda; Insecta; Hemiptera; Cimicidae
Gene: Prp3
Product: U4/U6 small nuclear ribonucleoprotein Prp3
Exons: 13
Coding region: 215-2047 (610 amino acids)
Biological process (GO): mRNA splicing, via spliceosome
Cellular component (GO): U4/U6 x U5 tri-snRNP complex
Source: RefSeq, a predicted model, not a curated record